Xenia sp. Carnegie-2017 is the source of this 1562-nucleotide messenger RNA. RefSeq lists its product as uncharacterized. Lineage: Eukaryota; Metazoa; Cnidaria; Anthozoa; Malacalcyonacea; Xeniidae. The coding region runs from base 323 to 1294 and encodes 323 amino acids. The transcript has 4 exons. The record is from RefSeq and is a predicted model, not a curated record. Gene Ontology annotation, molecular function: protein binding.
GUUUGUUGAAGGAGAUCGUGACUCACUCUUCAUUUUCAUUCGCUAAUUAAAUGUGUUUAUGUAACAAAACUCACAUGGAUGAAAGAUUGAUGUAACAAUAAGGAGAUCCUGACUCACUCUUCAUUUUCGUUUGCUAAUUAAAUGUGUUUAUGUAACAAAACUUACAUGGAUGAAAGAUUAAUGUAACACUAAGGAAGCAACAUUAUGUCUGUCUUGAGCUCAGAUAUGAAAACUAAUGGUUUUAAGUUGAUGAGAUUAAUUGUUGAUGUUGGUGGAGAAGCUUUGAGAAUAACAUUGAGGAAACACAUGUCAGGUUUCAGCAAUGCGUUAUUUUGUUUUGUAUAACGACAAUGUUCUUUUGCUUGAAUACGGACCUGGCAAUUAUCUUUAUUCAAUACCGCGUGCAUGUUUAACUAGCAGUUACAGAAUUUGUAAAAAUAAAUUUUGCUCAAAUGGAAAAUUUCUGUAUCGGAGCAAUAAUAAAAAUUCGUUGAUAAACAUAUACAAUCUCAACACAUUUGACAUUGUUGUCAAGGAAUGUUUUGUUACUGAGAUGGUUGCUGUAGAAAAUGGAGUUAUUUUGCUUACGGCAAAAAAUAUUCCUGAGCUUUGGAAUAAUAAAUUGACAAAACUUGUUUAUAGUUUCGAUGAACUAAAAGGUACCAACAAAAUUUUUGAAGUGAGUGAUGUAUCAUUUGCUUGUCAAAAAACUGAGUCUUUUGUGUUUUUCAAUGUUAAAAACAAGCGAAAAGAAAUAUCAGUGAAUUUUGAAAAUUAUCGAACUGUGCACGUGUUUGCAUGUAGCUCUAAGUAUCACGUGUUUGCCAAAGUUGAAUUUAAGGAUCAGAUAAUUUACUGUAUGUGGCAUGAAGACAAACUUGUUAAUGGUUGGGAUGACGUAAUUAAGGAGGAAAUUGCCAAAGUCAUUGGAAAGCGCAUGCCCGAUAUUACUCUCGGUAUAAAAUACGCUGCUUUUUCACCUUCAGCAGAUAAAUUAUUAAUAGGUGAACCAGAACUGUAUGUGAAAGUAUUUGACAUCAGAAACCUACAAAUUAUUUUUAGUUUCACUAAGAAUUUAGGCAAUGUUAAGUUCUUCUUUCUUGAUUAUAGAUUUAUAAUUAAUAAAGACUUUGAAGUGAUUGAUUUGAAAUAUUUUAAGAGCAUGAAAUUACUAUGGCCGUGUGAGAUGAUGUCACUUACAGAUUUUUAUUUCUGUCGUAAACGCAAACUUGUUUUCACUUUUUCCCUUGAUGUCCCGGCACAUUCCGCAAAAAUUAUCUUGCCACGAGAAUAAAUUUGAUCUUUGAAUUAAAUUUGAUAAAAUUUCUCCGUAUGUUUGAUGAGGACAUGUCAACUAUAUUAUCUUAAAGAAAAUUUCAUUCAGUUUUGAUGCAUGAUCUCCAACAUUGUUGACAUUUCAAUUAAUGUCUGUUUGCGUAUGGUUUAAUAAAAUGACCUUUGUCUAACUUUGAUUUUUCUGUAAAGAGACUGUAGUUUGACGAUAAUGUCAACAAUAAAGUAAAUGGUUUGAACCCGGGAGUAUCGUUACAUGUUUGUAGAUG